Molecule: messenger RNA, 1444 nt
Organism: Brienomyrus brachyistius
Lineage: Eukaryota; Metazoa; Chordata; Actinopteri; Osteoglossiformes; Mormyridae
Product: HMG domain-containing protein 3-like
Exons: 8
Coding region: 84-1208 (374 amino acids)
Source: RefSeq, a predicted model, not a curated record
CCUACUGCCACUUUGAGGCACUAACCAGCACAGAUUGCACAUAUGCUUGUGUUCUGUGUAGCUACUGGCCUUCUGUUGUGGUGAUGGACCUGCAUAAAAAGGCUGUUUUUAAUUUGGCUGUCAGUGAUCUCAAAGAUCCACCUGUCAGCUAUACUGGUGAGCAAAGCAUUGUGGAUUUCUGGGAUGCUAUCAAUUUAGAGAUGAUUUCUUCUGGCUUUGUUCCCAGUCAGGCACAGAACCCUUGUGCUGUUAAACCAAAUUAUGAAUUCUGGGCACCUUGGAUAGGGCCAAUGACCAGGAAAAGUGACAAAGUACUCAACACAGAACAUGAGAAAAUGUCAGGUGUCAAGUCAUCUACUGAAGUGGCACUUACACUUGUAUCUGAAGAUCGGCUGGUUGAUGAAUUGAUGAAACAAAAAGUGAGCACUGUCCGAAAAUUGUGCAAGGCCUGUAACGUUUGUUUCAAAGGGUCCCAUACUGACCUUGUUAUCAGACUAAGGGAGGAGAUGAAAACGAGACAGACAUAUGACAAAGUAUUUCAGAAGAUCUGGGGCGCUUCUGGUGGAUGGUCAGUCAUUGUGUGUCCACAUGGAAUUGUGUACAGCUUAAAAUUCAACCUUAGAGCAGAGAGUCCAAGGGACUUUGCAGAUUUGCUUCUUUCCUGGAAGCACUUUCCAAAUGUGUGUGUAUAUGAUUUUGCCCGUGGGCUAGCUACACAUACUAACUUGAGGUUACCAGCCAUCUUGCCUUUUCAUCCAUUUGAAGGAAGAGUGGCACAGCCUACUGUGGAGAACAUUCAGUCAGCUGAGAUGAAAAAACUUCAGGCUUGUCUAUACAUUGCUGUUGAUGCCCCUUUUGACUACACAGUUUCUGAAGAGGAGUCCAUGACAACCCAGGAGGAAACUUUAUCUCUCCCACACUCUGAAGAGCCAAAAGUAAUGACAGACCUGAAAACUGCAAGAAAAUGGUACCAAGAUCACCAUGAACUCUUUGAGUCUCCUGUGGUCCUUCCCAGAAUCCUCAGAAUGGAGGAUGGUGAUGUGAUUAGAUCACUGGAGAAACUUAAAAAUACUGAAUAUUACACUGAAGAAGAGAGAGAUACCAUCGUGUAUCCCUUUUUAUUUCAGUUUUCAAAUGUUCAAGACAUGCAUUUGUUUUUAGAAAACACAGCCGACAAGGGCUUAAUCGUGUUUUGUUGUUUAGUGUAGUAGGUUCACUGUACAGUACAUUGUUAUUGUCACAACCGAUCGUUCAGACCUCAUGUGGACCACGCCCACCUCAUUUACCUCAUCUGAAUCCCGCUUGUUACCAGCUUUCCUGUUUGAUCUUGUUUGUCUUGUGUAUUUGUUUGUUUUCUAGUUCAUUCCCCAGAUCUGUCAUUGUUGCUACGUGCCUUGUUCCCUGUUAUUCCCUUUUUACCCUGAUUAAACCCUGUUUAUUGGCA